AUGGGGGUGGCAUUGAGGGAAAAGAGAAACUGUGUGAGAGGGGGAGUGAGGACAGAUUGGAGGAGGGAGACAGCGAAGGAUGUCUGUGUGUGUGUGUCUGUGUGUGUGUGUGUGUGUGAGUGUGUGUGUCUGUGUGUCUGUGUGUGUGUGACGCGUUUUACUGCUCUGCCGCUGCAGGAAGAUAAGUACAAGGACCUGAAGGUUUAUUUCUCCAAGCAAGAAUGGGCAGAGCUGCAAGAGUGGGAGAAAGUGCGCUACAAGAACAUGAAACGCAACUACGAAGCCAUGAUUGCUAUAGGGCUGAAUUCUCCGAAGCCGACCUUCAUGUGCCGCCGAUCCAGGAGCAGGCAGCCCCCUGUGGAGGACUCCAGUGACCCCGACGAGGACUGGACCCCCAGACAGGAGAGAGCCGCAGCAGCUCCAAAAACCUUUAGGCCACCUUAUAAAAGAGAUUUUGUCCACAGACAGACAACAAAAAAUGUGACUACAACUAAGGUCCAUGUGAAUAGUGAAAAGGCCCCGGCGCCCAGCAGCAGUGUUGCUGGCCCCAGUGCAGAGACCCCCUCCGCAUCCACCUCCAGUUCUGAUGAGAACAGAGGAGACUCAUUCGAAGGCUUCACUGAUGAUGAACUGGCUGCCUUUCUUGUGUACGACAGCCCUUCUGAGAGUGAGGAGAGUGGAAAAGCAGAAACUCGGAAAGCGGACUGCGAGGACUGCCAGACCUUCUUCAUUGAUGUGUGUGGGCUGCAUGGCCCUGCACUGUUCAUUCCAGACACGGCCGCUGAGGUGGGCCUGGCACACAGGGCUCGCCUCACCACACCUCAGGGCAUGAGCAUCAGAGUCUCCAAGAUCCCAAACGCAGGGCUGGGGGCCUGGAACGAGCGCGGCGUCAUUCCCAGAGGGGCCCACUUCGGGCCGUACCAGGGGGGGGUGACUCGCGAAGAGGAGGCCGUCCUCAGUGGAUAUUCAUGGGUGAUAACUAAAGGGAAGAACGAUCAUGAGUACAUCGAUGCUAAGAGUGAAGCUAACUCAAACUGGAUGAGGUAUGUGAACUGUGCCCGUAAUGAAGAGGAGCAAAACCUGGUGGCCUUUCAGUACAAGGGUGAGAUCUACUACAGGUCCUGCAAGCCGAUCCCACCCCGCUGUGAGCUGCUGGUGUGGUACGGGGACGAGUACGGCAGGGAGCUGGGCAUCCGCUGGGAUCUGAUGUGGGAGAACAAGUGUCGCUCGACAGAAGCGGAUUUGGAGCAAGACCUCGACAUCUAUCCCUGCCCUCACUGCACCAUCGCCUUCACUGCCGAGCAGUACCUGGAGAAGCACACAAAGAGGACUCACCCUGAGGAGUAUGUGGUGAUACUGAGAGCGCGCUCACUCAGGAAUCAAUCGUCACAAAGCGGGGCGCAGCUUCCUGUACCCCCGGUGAGCUCAGUGACUGCACGCUCUGGGAGAGUUCACAAAUCAGACUCGCAAGCUUCACAUCGCUGCUCUGAGUGUGGGAAGAGUUUCACUCGGUCAGGAGACCUGAAAAAACACCAGCGAACUCACACAGGAGAGAAACCAUAUCGCUGCUCUGAGUGUGGGAAGAGUUUCACUCGGUCAGACAGCCUUGAAACACACCAGCGAACUCACACAGGAGAGAAACCGUAUCGCUGCUCUGACUGUGGGAAGAGUUUCAGUCACUCAGUAUCCCUGAAAGCACACCAGCAAACUCACACAGGAGAGAAACUGUAUCGCUGCUCUGACUGUGGGAAGAGUUUCAGGUGGUCAGACAGCCUUGAAAAACACCAGCGAACUCACACAGGAGAGAAACCAUAUCGCUGCUCUGACUGUGGGAAGAGGUUCAGUCAGUCAGGACACCUUGUUUCACACCAGCGAACUCACACAGGAGAGAAACCGUAUCGCUGCUCUGACUGUGGGAAGAGGUUCAGUCAGUCACGCAGUCUUGUUUCACACCAGAGAACUCACUCCUGACAUGCCGAGCCCUGCAUGACUUCACUCAUUGUGAGGGGAAAUAUGUUUCCUUUCAUAACUGAACACACACCUACCUGUCAAUGUUAAACAUUGUGUUGAUUUUGUUGAGAAAUUAAUUGAGCUGCACAAUUUUAAACAGGGACAAGGUUGGGAUCAAUAAUCUGCAUUAUAAAAAAAAACUUACGACAGUACUGUACAUGCACACUGCAAUCUUGCAGUUUAUUUCAUUUGAACCGGCUUCAACCAUUGUGUUUACAAUGUAUUUACUAUACAGAUCUUUGAUUGAACAUGCUUUUACUGUACUUUACUACACUUUGUUAUUCCGGCUCAAUGACACCAUCAAUCCCUGAGCUCCUCUAUCCCUUUGUUCCAUUGUUCUCUAGAACCCUCUUUAUGUUCCGUAACUCACAGUGAGAGUUCCAUGGAACCUUCUUACUUAGUGUUCCAAAGUCCAUAGACUCUCAGUGUUCCAUGGAACCUUCUUACUUAGUGUUCCAAAGUCCAUAGACUCUCAGUGUUCCAUGGAACCUUCUUUGUUCUCCCUCUGAGUCUCAAUUGAAGACAUUGAGAAAGAAUUUCUGGUUGAAACGUUUGUCAUUGAAUUUAUUAGGUUUAUUUUAUUUUAUCACAAUGUAGCGCUAUUGUGGGUUUAAUAGUUAUGGACAAGCUGAUAUAAUGAUGAGAUCCUCAAUAUGCAAAGUCAUUUAAAGACGUUUUUGCUGGGAAGAUGUCAAAGUCUCAUAGACUUUUUACCAACGCUACCAUUUUAAUGAGGGGUCUAAGGGUUUAAGUUCUGUUUUUAAAGUGAACAGACUCCUUUGUUGUUGCCUGUGAUUCAAUGUCAAUACACUUUGCUAUUCUGUUUUAAAAUGUUUAUGCUUUGUUAAAUUAAAACAACAUGCCUGUUAUGCUUAAAUAUGCUAUUUAAUAUUUAUGAUUAUUUAUUUCACUUUUUUUUUUUUUUAAUCUUUAUGAGAUUAACUGGACAAGUCGUAUUCUAUUUUAUGGCGUUUUACAUUUCAUCUCCUGGCAGAUACAGCUGCUGAUUUUAUACGAGAUGAAUCUGUGUUUUUAAAUGUUAAUAUUUAAUUCAGGAGCCCCAAUAAACGUUUUAAAGACAAGAAAAUCACUUGUGACGUGUCUCUGAAUGUUUAGUAUUGUAAUUAUACAAGCAUUCUCAGAUAAUUCUAUUUCUGUAUAUAUACACACACACACACACACACUCUGU
This is a messenger RNA of Acipenser ruthenus (sterlet), 3199 nucleotides long. Its product is annotated as histone-lysine N-methyltransferase PRDM9-like. Gene Ontology annotation, molecular function: histone methyltransferase activity; protein binding. The transcript has 9 exons. The record is from RefSeq and is a predicted model, not a curated record. Gene Ontology annotation, cellular component: nucleus. Bases 1 to 1971 code for a protein of 656 amino acids. Lineage: Eukaryota; Metazoa; Chordata; Actinopteri; Acipenseriformes; Acipenseridae. Gene Ontology annotation, biological process: regulation of DNA-templated transcription.